Spea bombifrons (plains spadefoot toad) is the source of this 2556-nucleotide messenger RNA. RefSeq names its product sodium- and chloride-dependent GABA transporter 2-like. The record is from RefSeq and is a predicted model, not a curated record. The coding region runs from base 184 to 1980 and encodes 598 amino acids. Gene Ontology annotation, biological process: sodium ion transmembrane transport. NCBI's taxonomy places the organism in Eukaryota, Metazoa, Chordata, Amphibia, Anura, Pelobatidae. Gene Ontology annotation, cellular component: membrane. The transcript has 15 exons.
GGACGGGCAGGCACGCUUGCUGCUCUGUGUCUACCGUUUGGCUCAUUCCGUGUUUGCAUGAUGUCUACUUCCUGAUUUUCUUUUCUAGAAUUGUAUUCUUGCUUCAUUCACUGGAUACUUCGUGUUCCGAGGACUCCUGGGAUUGGCCGUUCCCCUGCCUGCUCCUGGCAUAGAUAAGGCACGAUGGAUAAUAAAGUUCCAGGAGCCAUAUGGAAUGGAGAUUCGAUGCCAGCCCGGCCUCUAAUGAAGAAGGAGGCUCAGGACGAGGCAGCUUCAGACAUGGUUGAAAGGGGACAGUGGAACAACAAGAUGGAAUUUGUAUUGUCCGUGGCUGGAGAAAUCAUCGGGCUGGGGAAUGUUUGGAGGUUUCCAUAUCUUUGUUACAAGAAUGGAGGAGGAGCCUUCUUCAUUCCCUAUCUCAUCUUCCUCUUCACCUGCGGGAUCCCCGUCUUCUUUCUGGAGACGGCUCUGGGUCAGUACACCAGCCAGGGGGGGGUCACAGCCUGGAGGAAAAUCUGCCCCCUGUUUGAAGGUAUUGGAUACUCGUCCCAGGUCAUCGUCAUCCUGCUCAAUUUCUACUACAUUGUAGUCUUGGCCUGGGCUUUUUUCUACCUCUUUAAUUCGUUCACCUCUGAUCUGCCCUGGGCGUCCUGCAACCACUUCUGGAACACAGAAAACUGCGUGGAUUUUCAAACAAUGAACUCCACCAAGAACGUGACGCUAAACGGCACCUCCAGCGUCAUCGAGUUUUGGGAGAGACGAGUCCUUAAUAUAUCGGACGGCAUCGAUCACAUGGGCAGCCUGCAGUGGGAGCUGGCACUCUGUUUGCUGCUGGCCUGGAUCAUCUGCUACUUCUGCAUCUGGAAGGGAGUCAAGUCCACCGGGAAGGUUGUAUAUUUCACAGCCACAUUUCCCUACCUGAUGUUGAUUGUUCUCCUCAUCCGGGGGGUGUCUCUCCCGGGGGCUCUGCAGGGCAUUCAGUUCUACCUGUACCCCGACCUCACCAGGCUCCAGGACCCCCAGGUGUGGAUGGACGCCGGGACUCAGAUCUUCUUCUCGUACGCCAUUUGCCUGGGGUGCCUGACCGCGCUGGGAAGUUACAACAAAUACAACAAUAAUUGCUAUCGAGACUGCGUCGCCCUCUGCUUCCUUAACAGUGGCACAAGUUUCGUGGCUGGGUUUGCCAUCUUCUCCAUCCUGGGUUUCAUGGCCAAGGAGCAAGGAGUCCCCAUAUCCGAAGUGGCAGAGUCUGGUCCAGGCUUGGCGUUCAUUGCCUACCCCCGAGCUGUCUCCAUGAUGCCAUUCUCUCCUCUCUGGGCUUGUUUCUUUUUCAUCAUGGUCAUUCUACUGGGCCUUGACAGCCAGUUUGUCUGUGUUGAGAGCCUCGUCACAUCUCUGGUUGACAUGUACCCCAGGACCUUCCGCAAGAAGAAUCGCAGAGAACUUCUCAUCCUCGGGGUCAGCAUUUUCUCUUUCCUUAUCGGACUGGUCAUGCUGACGGAGGGUGGGAUGUACGUUUUCCAGCUAUUUGAUUAUUAUGCGGCCAGCGGGAUCUGCCUUCUUUUUGUGGCCAUCUUUGAGACCAUUUGCAUUGGUUGGGUGUACGGUGCUAAUAAUUUUUAUGAUAACAUCGAGCACAUGAUUGGUUAUAGACCUCUCCCUAUCAUCAAGUACUGUUGGCUUUUUAUAACUCCGGCUGUGUGCAUGGCGACCUUUCUGUUCUCUCUGGUGAAGUACACCCCUCUCCAGUAUAAUAAACGCUAUACGUAUCCCUGGUGGGGAGAUGCGAUAGGAUGGCUUCUAGCGCUCUCCUCGAUGAUCUGCACCCCUCUGUGGGUCUGUUACAAACUGUCUACCAUCAAAGGAUCUCUGGCGGAGAGAUUCCGUCAGUUGAUCUGCCCAGACCCGGACCUUCCGCAGAAGACCACCAUGCCUCUUCACGCUCCUAUAGGAACGCCACUAGAGGAAUCCUUAUGUUAGACUGGUUUGCAGGAGAUGUACCUUCAGUUACUGGAGAAAAGCAACGCUGUAUAUGUACGUCAUGAGCCCGUAGACCAAAGGCGCUAACCGAUAGACAUUAAUCACUGGUGGAUCAGAAGAAACGCGACUGUGUUAUAUUUUUAUAUUAUAGAAAAGGAAUUACAGUACUGUAGAUCUAUACAUUUUUUUCAGAAUGGUGCAGUUUACAUAGAAUAUUUAAAUUUUAACCUUUAGUUGUGGCAGCUGCUAGUCUUGCCCCCCGUUCAUACAGCCCACUGGGUACACACUUAUAUUACUGAAACCCCAAAUUUAUUCUGCCAGCUAAUGAACGGGGAGAGGUCUACAUUUAUGUAUGAAAAACGGUGUAUAUAAACAAUUCUGUAAAUAUAUAAAUAAGAUAGAAAUAGAAAAAAGAAACAGUAUUUUCCCGGGCAUUAGUAAAUACAAAUAUUUCAAAAAGCACGGAAGGGUUUUCCUGAGAGCAUAAAACCCAAUAGGCAUAAUCAUGUACCCUGUAGAGUGCCAAAGAUAGGGGACACUAUGUGACGUUCUCAUUAAAAAGAUAAUAUAAUGACA